Rangifer tarandus platyrhynchus (Svalbard reindeer) is the source of this 516-nucleotide messenger RNA. The record is from the annotation of a GenBank genome assembly. Lineage: Eukaryota; Metazoa; Chordata; Mammalia; Artiodactyla; Cervidae.
GCGUUGGUGAAGCAAACUUCCGUCUUCAGUUGCGGGGCCUACUUCGUCUCUUUCUACCUCCUCACCGAUACCAUCAUCCUGAAUCUCCUGGUUGCUCUAGUGCUGGAGGCCUACGACCAAGAACAGGUGCGUCUACUUAACUCCGAAGGAGCGAGGCACGGUAGCUUGGAAACCAUGGUUAUUAAGAAGCUGGCUACGUCCUCUUUCAUGCAAAGGCACGAGGCCGUCUCAAUCAGGAACUACGGGGUGAUCUCAUAUUGCAUCAGUGGCAGCUGUCGCACGCCUCCGUUAGCUCUCAAAGCCCCUACAGAGGACCGCGUGCGCACGGUGCGCGGCCGUCGGCUCACUGCAGCCGAAGCAGCUUUGCUUCGUGCGCCAACUGCCAGGCCCGCGAUGGAAGCACGUCCACGGCGCACCAACACAUGUGUCGUCCGCGCAAAGAGUUUUCAGAAACUCCUGAGCAUUACUCAGAUUGCUGUUAGAACUUGCACGCUCCGCAUCCCUGACCUGUGGUGA